AUGUCUCCGAGUCUAAAGCGGAGGCGAAGUGAACUGUCUACCGGAAACGCGCCACCGCCAGCCGCAACAGUCCCCAUCGAACCUAGUUCGGCUCAGACACCCGCUCCGCCGAAACGCCAACGCGUCUCGAGGGCCUGUGAUCAAUGCCGGGCCGCACGAGAGAAGUGUGACGGCGUCCAGCCCCAGUGCUACUCUUGCACGUCGCUGUCCAGAGCAUGCACCUACACUAUAGCGCCUAAGAAGCGAGGCGUUCAGACCGGCCUGAUACGAACCCUGGAGCUCACUCUCGCAUGGGUCUUUGAGAACGUCACAGGCAGCGAGGAUGCUCUCGCCGCGUUAUUGUCGAACGAAUCUAGGCGCGCCUCUGGGUUGCUGCUCGACAAGGGGAACGAGGAAGGCAUCAGGCUACACAAGAGAUGGAGAAAAAGCAGGAUACACAGAGGGAUUGAUAGGUUACUGUCGGAGAAAGAUGGUGCUCCGCCUAGGGUGACAGAGUCUCCAGCUGACUCCGAUGGAGACAUGCAACCUUCGGUACCGGACCGUAGCACGGAGGAUCGGGACAUACACUCGGCGGGGCCACCACGGGCAGCCAGUUCGACCACGACAGCUGCAGUGGUCAAUCUCCCGGCUCCAACGCAAUUGGGUUCUAUGGGGAAAUCUUGUUUACCACGAGUAAGCUUGCCAAAGAACUACCAACGACUUCUCGAUGUAUACAACUCGUACACCACUUGCUGGUUGCCAAUACUUGACCAAGCGACACUACUUAAAACAGCAUCGACCUAUCCUGCAGAUGGCCUCAUUCUAGAGUCUCAUUUAUCCCACAUUGGUUCUCAUGCCGAACUGUGGGCAGCGCUUGCGCUGGCUUCGUUUCAAAACGCACACUCUUCUGCUGAGCACACCGGGGAAAUGCCAGCAUCAGAGGUUUAUAGCGUGGCUCGUGCUUUGAUACCUUCCUCGGAGCAUACUGAUCUAACCAAGUCCCAUCUCAAGGCCCUGUUGCUACUCUCGUUAGUGCAAUUCGGAAAGCAGAACACGCAUGCAGCCUCACAUCUUGUAGGCAUGGCCGUUAGGCUUGCACUUCAGAUGAGGCUUGGUGAUUAUACGGAGCAAGUCAAUUCACAGACGUCCGAAAAUCAGCUGCUGGUAGCAGUAUGCUUCUCUUUGGAUACGCUUCUUGGUCAACUCUCGGCCCAGCCAUCACAUCUCACAAGUCACUCCGUCAUGCCUCACAUUGCCCCAAGUCAGGACAAUCCUGCCGAGUGGGCACACUGGCAGCCAUGUACCGGGUUCGGACUUGCCGAGCCGAGUAAUGCCAAUUUAGGGCCCAAGCAGUCUGUUCAAUCCACCAAAUGCUUUGAUCAGCUUUUUCAGUUCUUCCGUGUUCUUAGUCAUCAAUCGGAUUUACACCCACACCUUUCCAAAGAUGGCGCCGAAGGCGGGACCCUUGACCUUGUCCGCUGUCUGGCCCCGGAAUACUCGUUCUGUAACUCAUUGGUAGGGAGUCAGGAAACGGCCUCGAUCCCCUCUGCGUACUUUGUACAAGCGGCGUUUCUCUCAACGUCUCUCGUACUUUCACCCACUGGUGAGGGCUCCAGACUUCCACUCCUUUGGGGUCUUAUGGGAGUCAUUGAAACUUUCAUUUCUCGAUUUGGCGCCUGCGGAACUCCCCCACUAUUGGUUUCUUUUAUGUGUCUGGCUACAAAUGAAGGCCGUCUCGACUGUCUACCGGAACAUGGCAAGAGACGUUGGGGGUCCCUGAUGCGAGCUCUAGGAUCUAUCUGGAGUUUUGCGGGCAAGGAAAGAGAUGUCAGUACACAUCCACAGCCACAACCACAACCACAACCACAGCCCGCACUGCGAGAACAUGCCCAAGAGCGCAAUCCCCAAACUAUAUCAACCCCUGCUCAAGGACAAGCAACUUUACAGCCACCUCUGCCGCCUCCGAUUGACGACCGAGCGCGAAUUCCCUUUUUAAAUACACAACAUCAUCCCGGAUCUAUACAGACGACGAAUCCCCGCUUUGGGCCAUUCCCCAUGCCACAGGCAUCAAAUAUUGGACAUGAAUCUCAGCCAUCAUCAAUGCUUCCAUACCAUAGCCCUAUGCAUCUCAGCAACCCGGGCAAUAUACCUAGAAAUAUGGUGCCUAGUACGAACGGCCCGAGAAUGAUGGAUCAUGGAAUUCACAACGCGACGACGUUUGGCCUACAGACCCGUCAACACAACUCGAACAAGGGGCUUGAUUACGAUGCCAUGUUGGACGAACUGGCAGCUUCCGAUUGUAAUGAUACUUUGGAAACGGAUCCGGCAUUUAUGACGAACCUGGGCUUUGCCCCUGGAUAUGACUUGGACGAAUUCCUUCGAAAAGGUUUUGGCUCAUUCUGA
Messenger RNA from Pyricularia pennisetigena, 2382 nucleotides. RefSeq lists its product as uncharacterized. The transcript has 3 exons. Gene Ontology annotation, molecular function: DNA-binding transcription factor activity, RNA polymerase II-specific; DNA binding; zinc ion binding. Bases 1 to 2382 code for a protein of 793 amino acids. The record is from RefSeq and is a predicted model, not a curated record. Lineage: Eukaryota; Fungi; Ascomycota; Sordariomycetes; Magnaporthales; Pyriculariaceae. Gene Ontology annotation, biological process: positive regulation of transcription by RNA polymerase II; DNA-templated transcription.